Messenger RNA from Oryza brachyantha (malo sina), 1007 nucleotides. RefSeq lists its product as uncharacterized. Lineage: Eukaryota; Viridiplantae; Streptophyta; Magnoliopsida; Poales; Poaceae. Bases 79 to 897 code for a protein of 272 amino acids. The record is from RefSeq and is a predicted model, not a curated record. The transcript is spliced from 5 exons.
ACACCUUGGCACUGACCAAACUGAUCCUUCUCCAUUCCAAUUUCCAUCGAUCGAGAGAGCAAGGCGGCGGCGGCGGCCAUGGCCCAAUCCUCAUCCGCCUUCCCCUUCUCUUCCACCUCCGCCCUCCUCUCCUCCUUCCCCUCCGCUUCCUCCUCUUGCUCCCCUCCUCCAUCCCGCCGCCGGGCCGUCGCGGCCGCGUCCUCGCUCCACCUCGCCCCGGAGGACGUCGCCGAGCUCGUCCGCAACAAGGUUCUGAUUGCUGCGACGGCGGCGAGCGCGGUCGGCCAGCUGUCGAAGCCGUUCACUUCCGGCGAGGGCUGGCGCGGCCUUGACCUCAGGGCCGCCGUCCGGUCUGGCGGGAUGCCCUCCACCCACUCCGCGGCUGUUGUGGCAGUGGCUACCUCGCUUGGGCUAGAAAGGGGCUUUGCAGACUCCAUUUUUGGAAUGUCAGUGGUAUUUGCAGCAAUCGUAAUGUAUGAUGCUCAGGGAGUUAGAAGAGAGGUGGGCAACCAUGCAAGGGUUCUAAACAAGAUAUUGACCCUUCAAGAGAAGAUGACUCAAAAUUCGGAGGACGAUUGCUUGUCAAGCUCCACCUCUAAACUCCACUCCUCGAAGCCCGAAUCGGUUGCCGAGCUCGUCCCAGUGCCUGAGAAGAUGGGUUCUUUACAAGGUUCAAUUGCGAACCCAUACCCGAGACACAGCUCUGGUACCAAAUCGUCGAGAUUGAACGCCCUCCAAAGUUCAGAAACAGAGCUAAGUGAGUUGGCAGAGCUGAAGGACGCUUACACAGAGGAAUGCAACCGGCUGAGCGAAUCCGUCGGCCACACAGUGCUGCAGGUUGGAGCUGGUGCCCUGUUAGGCUUCUUUGUGACCUUAGUCGUUUAUGCCACACUGUAACACACUUAAUCAUUUGUCACAUUCUUCAGAUCACUACACGUAUACUCAGAUUGUUUACACAACAGUCAGUGUAAUUACACGAGCAAUUCACAGUUAGCAUGAGUAAAAAA